AUGAUCAAUAUCAUCCCCCGAAUUGUGGCUCGCGAUAACAACAACAACAACGAUGGUCUUUCUGGUCCCAUGGUUGAUCUGCUGAUCGCCUUGCUGGUGCUGAUACUGAUCGCACUCGCUCUGGUUGGUGGACUUCUUCUCAUCCGCCGCAAGCGUCAAGCCCAGAAACAGUCCAUCCUCCCCUCCGACUCGGUUUUCGUGUAUGAUGAGAAGCGCAGCUUGAUGGAGAAUUCCGACAGCCCCCCACCCAGUCCAGUCCCCGAGAUUCGCAUCACUUUCCCUGAAGAGGAAGACGCGUCUGGCAAGCGUCAAUCCGGCCGGAUGGUCGUCGUACGCAUCAGCGAUGCUGGCAGCAUCGGUCUCGAACCUUGCCAUGAGGAUCUGCCCCCGUACCAAACCACCGAUACCGGUCGCUUCCAGUCCCUCGAUCUUGAACGGAUGGGUGGAUUGAAGGAGAAGGGAGAACAUUACUCCUAA
Messenger RNA from Penicillium pulvis, 477 nucleotides. RefSeq lists its product as uncharacterized. Lineage: Eukaryota; Fungi; Ascomycota; Eurotiomycetes; Eurotiales; Aspergillaceae. The record is from RefSeq and is a predicted model, not a curated record. Bases 1 to 477 code for a protein of 158 amino acids. The transcript is spliced from 2 exons.